AUGGCAACCUCUCCCUCGGACUCCCGUCAGCUCUCCCCUAGACUUUCUCCUCGGCCAUCCCCCCGGCCUUCUGCGGAUGAAGGUGUUCGGCUACUUCAACAACGAGAGCCUCAUUCCCCUUUCAGGCCAGACGAAGAAUUGCAUUUUGACUUUCCCCCUGUUGUCCUCUCGCCAAAGGAAGUUACUCUGCAGGAGUACACUUAUUCUCACCUGCCACGGGCCCCUGUAAGGAAGAUGAUUUCAGUUCCCGAAUUACGAGACGGGCAACGGGGUCCGGAAUUCCCAUCGAGCCCAUCCAUGUACAGACAGAAUUCAGCCGGUAGACCGAGCCCGAAGAUGCGGCAGAGCUCCGAGGAACGUGGGAGGGAUAACAUGGGGGUUGGAGCGGAAGUGCUGUCAAAACAGAUUCAUAGAAGGAUGAUGAUUGAACAGGAACAGAGUUGGGGCUCCCCAGACGGUUCGUCCGGCGGUCGUGAUAGGUUGCUUCGACAGAAGAGCAUGGAACGGGGAAUAAAGGUGGGGUUACCACCGCCAGGUCAUCAUCCACAGGGUAUGCGAGGUGUGAAUGGGCAGAGUAGGCGGGGUCGAAGAAAUGGUGAACGAACAGAAUCGCCUGCGCCUGGUGCAGCACCCCCAGGGCUCAAGAUGCCGUUAGCCUUUAAUUCGAUCGCGCGGGAGAGGGGAUUCACAACUGGCUCUCCUCACCCUGGUGCUCCGGUGUUUUCUUCGCGAAAUGGUCCUCCUACACCGAGAGGGUAUCCUUCAAACGGUCCGUCAAGCUCUGCUCCUGAUCUUUUUGCCAACAACGAGAACAGAAAUUAUCCUCUGUCGCGGAACGAUCCUAGGAAUCCACCCAGGUCUCAUCCGCACAUUCCCCCGCAACCACCCUAUAGUAACAACACUAGCGCCAACACAUCCCCACACAGUUCCUUUGGACCUCUAAGCGCCACCGAUGAGGUGCGCACCUCUUUUCGCUCGGCUUUAUCUGCUACGGGAGAGAAUCGUUCCAGCACUUUUACCAGCUCCUCGGAGCUAACGGAGGAUAGCCAUGCUAUGACUGUCGACGAAGCCAUCGGAAUGUACGGUAGUGAUACUGACGAAGAAAUCUCGGAACAUCCUACUUCCGAGGAAGAGUGCCGGAGGAGCAAAGGUGACUCUGUGCUGGGAGGAGCAACAUCGCGGCAAGGAUCCGUGUCGGACGAGAGUAGUACGAAGGCAGAAUCAGCUUUGGGUGGUGUAUCGCGACAGGCUAGCUUUGCUGACGACAGGGAGCAAUCAAGGAGGAGCGCGAGUGAUUCUGUUUUGGAAGGAGACAUUUCUCCAUCGGUUAGGCCGAGAAUGGUGGAGCAAGAGAGUGUCGUGAAGACGGCGCUAGAAGAGCAGAAGGAACAGCUGGAAGCGACCUAUGAAACUCAGAUGGUGGAACUUACUGGUACGGAAUCUGAUUUGAAAGAGGAUCGCGGAGCCGACGCGAAAAGAGGUGAAAUUUCUGGAUAUAAGGAUAAUCUCGAGCCUGAGUCCAGUGCUCAAGGAUGUGGGCGACGCGGUGAUCACGGAGAGCAUGAUACCAAUUCAUCUGUCGAACUAACUGCCACGGAAGAGACUCUUAAGAAACUCGAAUCUAUACCCGUUGGACCCAGGGCAAAAUCUCCAACGGUUCUCACGGCCGGGGACCCAUCAGAUACACCACAGAAGAACCCUCCUAUGGCUAAUGGGGUGCCUACUAAGGAUGCUAGGGAUCGUUACGGGUGGGCGACCCUGCUCCUGGCUGGAAUGCUUAAUGCUAACCUGCCGUAGGUUUCGAAAACAAACACAAUACGUGACUCUUCAGGAGUAUGACGAGUGGAACACUCGCUACGAGGAAACCCUACGGAGGCGGCGUGGGAAGUGGGAGAUAUUGCUGAAGGAGUCUGGCUUGUCGCCGAAUAGCGAGGGAGGCCCCGUACGAUUCCCACCGAAGUCGACCAAGGUCAAACGUUAUGUGAGGAAAGGUAUUCCUCCAGAAUGGAGAGGCGCGGCUUGGUUCUGGUAUGCAGGAGGUCAAAAGAUGCUUAACAAGCAUCCUGGAUUGUAUGAUGAAUUGGUCAAAAAAGGUGACGGCUUGGUGUCUCCUGAUUCCGAAUUAAUUGAAAGAGGUUUGCAGUACAUCCAAGUUACUUGUGGUAAUUCCGAUUGCUAACAACGAGAUAGAUCUUCACCGCACCUUUCCCGAUAACAUCAGAUUCAAACCUGAUACUUCUCCAGGUGCUCAAAGACUCUCCAAGAUUCAACAACAGCAGAUGGAGACACCAAUCGUGCAACAGUUGAGAAGAGUCCUGGUUGCCUUCUCGCUUCACGUUCCUAAAGUCGGCUAUUGCCAGAGCUUGAACUUUCUGGCUGGACUCUUGUUGCUAUUUAUGAGUGAAGAGAAGGCCUUCUGGAUGCUGUACAUUCUCACUCACACUCAUCUCCCCGGAACACACGAGGUAAACUUGGAGGGUUCAAGUGUUGAUCAGUGGGUGCUUAUGAUGAGCGUUCGGGAGAGUUUGGCUGGUAUCUGGGCCAAGAUUGGCGGUGAUCUCGACGGUAGCGAUUUUGAUCCUGACUCUGCGAGGUUACCCCCGGUUACUCUAUGCACUUCUUCGUGGUUCAUGAGUGGGUUUAUUGGAUCACUGCCCAUUGAGAGCGUCCUGAGAGUUUGGGAUUGCUUGUUUUAGUAUGUCUUCAUCCCCUGUCACCCAUUUUUGACGCACGUGUUAAUUUUUACGAAUUGUAGCGAGGGAUCUAAGACUCUCUUCAGGAUUGCUCUUGCUAUCUUCAAGACCGGUGAGCCGCAGAUUAGGGCCGUAAAUGACCCGAUGGAGAUCUUCCAGGUUGUUCAAACAAUUCCAAGGCGCCUCAUCGACGCGGGUGCUAUCAUUGAAGCGUGUUACCGCCGGAGAAAUGGCUUUGGACAUAUUAGUCAAGAAACUAUCGAUCAACGGAGACAGGACCGCAGGGAUGCUUUUGCAGCGGAGCGGGCAGCGAUUGCGAAGGGAGGAGUCAGGGCUUCUAAGGAUGAUCAGGCGCUUCGGAAUCAUUUCGGUGGACCAUUGCAACUUCACGGCCAUCACGAUUUUAGCAGAAAAUUCAAGAAGAUCUUGGUGAAGACAUAGUUUGAGUUUUUUUUUUUGAUCUUGAUCUUGAAAACAGCUUUUUUCACUUUAUAUCCUCCUUUUGUUUUUGUUUUUGGGGGUGUUUGAAGGCAAGGCGAAGGUCUUUUUUUUUUUUUCAGAUCUCUUCCUGUUUUUUGAUCUCCUUUACUGCAACCAAAAGUUUGGUGUCUGCUUUAUAUUUUCUUUUUUGCUUUAUUCCUUUUACUUUUGUUUCCUAGUUCCGGGUUACAUGUUGGGGAUUAAGUGCCGUAGGGAGGAUAUCACCAAGUGCCACACAAACGAUCAAGUAUGAAAUGUAAUUUCCCUUCUUUUUCUUUCUUUCCUUCUUUCCAUUCUCCUUUUUCCUUCUUUCUUUCUUUCUUGGGGGCUGGCGGCAUCGUUAUCUUCAUUUCUUAAUCCUUAUUGGUGUUUCCGUCGUCAUGGUUCAUCUUCAUCAGUAGUUUUAACCCAUUUUUCGCAGCAGCUUGUCUGUCAACCUACUUGUCCAUACAUUCUUAUUCUUGUUCCCCAUCCUUUUUUCCCUUUCUUUUUAUAAAUAUUUACCUUGCAUGGAGCUUUCUUCCGGGCGUUUCUUCUUUCUUCCUCUAUUUUGUUUCCAUUGAGAAACUUUAUAUAUAUAUAUACCUUGCUUGGCAUCAUACCUUUUUUUUGUUGUUUGUGUAGACGGUGCUCGAGAUAUCGUGCCGUAGAGUGGAGUGAAGGGAACUAGUCAAAAUUGGUUCCACUGCCUUUUGUUUUUCUCUCCUUUUUUCUGUGUGUGUUGUAGUGUAGCUCUGUGGAUAGAUGAAUAACAUAGAAUUUUUCGAGCUCAUGCCGCUGGGGGGGGGGGGGGCGGGAGUCGGAGAUGCUUUUACUGCUACUAUGGUACUCGAGUACAAGUACUUGUAAAGUAUUGUUAUGCGGGGUUUGAGGAUGGUGUGAGGGCUUGAAUGUGUGAGACACGGGCGGGAGGGAGUGGAGAUUGGUUCUCGGGUAGUGCCCGCUUGGCAUAUUAUCGUGUUGGUUCAAUCGCUUCCCUUGUUGCUUGAUAUCGGGGUGUUUCAGUUUGGGAUGUCAUAGCUCGAGUGGGUACCAUACAGGACGAGUACUGUCCCGGCAUCUGUAUUCCUUAGACCUUGAAGUCGCAGCUUUGAUAGGAGGGGAAGUGGGUGUGUUAUGGAUUCGAGCUUGGGGAAACUUUGCCGAAGUUUACUGUAAAGUGCGGUACUGUGGUUACUGUACUGUACUGUACAGCACAAGUACCGCUAUAUCAUACCGAAGUGACAUGCUUUGGGGAUGAAAAGUUAUCGCCAUUUUUGCCAGAUUGAGCGACUUACGGGUACAAGUGAUAGUGCUGUGCUCUACCAUCGAAUCCCUCCAAACACUUCCCCAAAUCGAGAACCUUUUUUAAUUAAUUUAAGCCUUCCAACUUGAUUAUACUGUCCCGGUAUCAUAUAACCGCGAUUCCCUGAUCUCUAAUCUACUCGUGCUGUACUCGUACUGUACGGUACUACCGGCGCGGUAGUAUAACACGUAGCACAAACAAUGCACAUUGAGUGAGAGGGGAUGACGGUAAACAGACAACCACGGCAACCCAUGAUAUCAUAU
Tuber aestivum (summer truffle) is the source of this 4721-nucleotide messenger RNA. The record is from the annotation of a GenBank genome assembly. NCBI's taxonomy places the organism in Eukaryota, Fungi, Ascomycota, Pezizomycetes, Pezizales, Tuberaceae.